CAAGCUUCCUGCAACUGAGGCUUCAGUCUUACUUGCAGAAAGAGAGCAUUGCCAGAAACCCAGAACUUGCCCUUGGAUCAACCUUUGAAGGAAAAGACGGUAGCAACAAUACCAGUGACAUACAAUGUUUGAGUAAUAAUUCUGGGGUUAUUCAGACUCUAUGCAGAAAUGCGGGUUAAGAAACUGCAUGAAUUUCCAGGGGAAGACAUUUUCUACAGCACUUUGAGGAAAUAAAAUGUAAGAAAAUUGCAUUUACCGUUUCGGACAUUCCUAGAAUUGUGAGAGUCGUAAGAAUAUUGAUGUAAGCGAGUGGGUAUGAAGAUCAAAAAGAAUAGAUCCACGUCAGGCUUUUCUUUUACUCUGAGGUUUGGCUCCCUUCCAUGUUUUCAUGAAAUAAAUUGGCUGUUGCAAAGCAGCUGGUAGCGUUCUGCCGAGUGGAAGUAUCCCAGCAGAGGGACGGAAGCAGGCACAAUAAGGACUAGGAAUGAGAGACAACUCAGGUUACCAGAGCUUCUCAACGAAUUGCAAAAUGGUGCUCCGCUCAGGCCGUGAGAAGCCAUACAGAGUGCCUACUUGUGGAAGGCGAAGAGUGAGAGGGACAUUUCCGGUGAGCGCCAGAUCAGCAGCUGCUGAAAACUCAGAGCUUCAACUGCGGAGAACACUGAGGUGCUAUAUACAGACUGAAGAUUCAAAAACUGUGCAUUUCAACUUAGAUGAAUGUGGUCGUCAUGAAAUAUCAACCAUGGAUUCACAACACCCUGCAGAUACAGCAUGGUUAAGCCUGUUCACAAGCAAGGAGCCAGCAGUUAGAGGAAAACCAAACUCUAAAAACGUGGUGGUCCUCAUGCAGCGAUUAAAGUGUAAUGAAUUUGUGCUGUUGAGCAAGGGUGAAAAUCAACUCUGCCUGAAGGUUUUAAAGGGAUGCUGUUCCGAGCCAGAUCACACUUCAGUGGAAAAAAGCAACAGGAAAACGUGCAAGAAGAGAGGUCUUGACUUCAAAAAGCUGAAGGAAGAUAAUCACUUUUUCAUCAUGCAUUCUGAAGGAGAUUCGGUGAAGUUCCAGUGCUAUGAAGACACAAAUUACUUUCUGCACGUGAAUGAUCACUCACUUGACAUACGCAAGCUGGAUCAUGAUGACCCUGACGGGGAGAGAAACUUUGUCUUCAAGAAAUCUAACAAACAGAAGAGUUACCUACAUUAACUGUGCCUAAAAAUCUGUCUGCUGAGAAAAAGGACAUCUUAAACUGGCUGGAUCUGACCCCAAGCCAUUUCUUCACAGCAAAGUACAUUCUCAAAUAAGGGCAAACCAUGGUUUAAAGAAGUCACAAAGGUAUGUUAAAACAAUUUUACUUUAAUUUUAACUGUAAGAUUGAACUGACACAGAAAUAAAUACACAUCAUGUCUUCAUUAUAAACCAUCUGGAAACCUAAGUGUCGGUGUAUUUGGUGUC
Messenger RNA from Lagopus muta (rock ptarmigan), 1450 nucleotides. RefSeq lists its product as uncharacterized. The record is from RefSeq and is a predicted model, not a curated record. NCBI's taxonomy places the organism in Eukaryota, Metazoa, Chordata, Aves, Galliformes, Phasianidae. Bases 485 to 1201 code for a protein of 238 amino acids. The transcript is spliced from 8 exons.